AAUGGGGGAUAUACUCCUCUGCACAUUGCCAUGCAGUUUCGCCAUGAAAACGUCUACCGGCUUCUUGUUGAAGUUUAUGACGCUGAUCCAAAUAUUCGAGACUGGUCAGGAAGAAAACCGAGGCAAUACCUCGUUCACAUCGACACUUCGCUCUCGCCAGGGUCGUAUCGCAAAAAGGAGAGCUUCUUAAGAAUAGGGUCAUUGAAUGUGAGAGUGAAGAAAACUACGGAGGCAUUUAGCAACUUCCUUGGUGUAGGAGCUACCAGGUCAUCUGCUUACGUGGCUAAAAGCAGAGAUAUAGAUAGGAGAUCUGAAGACGGAGACCAACUACAUAAGACUUGGGGUUCAGCUGACAACAUUCAGAAAGAUGAUAAGUUGAUGCCUCCUCCGAUGAGCGGGAAGGUGAAGCGACGUGGCGCCAGCGGGCGUAAAGGGCUAGCGUCUCAUAGUCGUAGCACUCCUUCCACGCCUGAUCAGCCUCGGGCACAAAUGGGCGGGAGCGAGGAGGGAGAUUCGGAUUCCGACUCAGCAGCUGGUUUUCAUUCAGCUUGGAGACAGCAACGAGCUUCGUGUACAUAAGGUUCUGUUUGUAUCUCAUACUCUUGCUAAUGUAACACAGCUAAAUAUUUCCAACCAAAUGCAAUGAAAACAAGGUCUUAAUACAUAUAAAAUAAGCAUCGUUUAUAAAGUUAUAAGUGUCCACUGACCCCUUUGUUAUGUACCUAAUGGAAAAAAUAUUUUAUAUAAAGUCUGUAAUAUACAAGUGUUUUUUUAUACUUUUUUAAAUAACGAAUGAAACGUAAGUUACUUUAAUAGCAAACAAUUUACUAUACUGAAUACCUACAUUACACUAUUCCAGAAUAUUUCACAAUAAUCCAGAAAAUGACGUCAAUUGUAACUAAAAAUAAGGUCAAAAUAUUUUCAUCGUAAUGUGUUCGCCGCUUCAAAGAUAUCCCGAAUAUCACCAGCUCUCAAAUGCGCAUUCUCUCGCCGGCAGGACUUUAGGUUAGGUACAAAAUUAAAAAAAAUGAGCGGACUAGAACAAAUCGUCAUAAUUAAAAAUGUGUAAAAGAUUGGCAAUUGGAAAUCUAAGGCUGUUUUAAAAUCUAAUUAAAUUAGUUUUAGAUAAUAUAAAAUGCCUUUCACUUACGUUUGAUCCGUUAUUUACAGGACGACAUGUACUUAUAGUAUGUGUAGUAUUACGUAGGGUGAGUAGUGAAUAAAUUCCAAAAUGUUGUUGACAUUAAGUAUUAUCGAUCAGCAACCUUAGAUAUAUAGUGAGCAUAGCUUUUCCCGAAGGCUUUAAGUUGUAACUCAGUGCUUGACAAUGUGUGGGAAGAGUUACAACUUGGCUAAGGAGCCAAGUUGCAAACAAUUGUGACAAUCAUCUGUGACAGUAAUAAAAAAAUAUGAGGUUGACGUAAGGUGACUUGUCAACUUGGCUAAUGCAUCAACAUUGUUGCAUGGGUACAAUGUAGUAUUAUAUUUUAGUAAUGAGGCCCUGCAUACCUGAGGGCUGAAACAGUGGUUCAGCUAUAAAAUACUCAGUGGAUGGCGGGCACAAAUUUAUUCGAUACAGACCAUAAAUUUAACAAAGUUGCAAAGUCUUUAAUUCUAAUGCAAACUAAAAUAGCACAGUUGCCUUUUGAGGGUGACGUACCUAGUACCUACUGUAACGGCAGCCUAUUAAUAAGCCUACGUUGUAUGUUCCUCUGUGUUAACUUUAAAUCUAUCUGCUGUAUCUACAGAACCAUAAUAGGUAGCCAGUUGAAAUUUUCACAGAUUAUUUGUUAACAUGGUGAGUUUAUUAUACAUAAGCACCAAACUCGGUAUGGUUAUAGUGGAAACUAUGAACUAUAAUAAUAUUUUUAAAUUGUUUUAAGAACACGUCCUUGUAGAAGAACCGGCAUGACCGUUUGAUUUAAUUUGAAUGGGCGUUUUAAUUGAACUCUAAAAAUGUAAGUAUCCACAAUAGUGAUUCAUAGAAUUAUUACAGAAAUAUGUAUAAAAGGCCCAGAACUGAAAUCAUGAAAUCUAUACUUAUUUACCUAUAAUUGUUCCCGCGUAAAAAAAUAUUCUUAUUUUAUAAAAUGUAUAAAUACCGUAUAAUUGUCUUAUUAUAUUAAUACCUAACGGAUUAAAUCGUAAAAUGCCAUUCACUCUAUAAAUUAUAUAGCUUGUAACAAUUUGUUUUUAUUAUUACUGUUCCUACUUUUGCAUUUUACUGCAUAGGUUUUUUUUUCAUACAAUUCUCAAAAUAAGCUUCUUUUUUUUAUAAUAAAUCGUAGCAUUUUCUCAUAGUAGGAGUAAAUGAUAUUUGUCAAUGUUCGGAUGUAUACAAUAAUAUUAUAAUAUGUAAUAGUGAUAUUAGGGUUCCGUACCAAUACCAAAUGAAAUAUGAAUUAUGGAAACAACGGAAUGUUGUCUGUUAUACGUGUUUAUGUAAUAAAGGUAAAGGUGCACUCCCGAACACAUGUAUACCCUGUGUUGUAUUGUUUAAAGGACUAGAUCAUAAAAAUAUUGUUUGGUUAAACAAAAAGUUUUCAUUAACAUUUGAAGCUGGCAUAUUCAAAAUUAAUUUUAAUAUGUUCCAAAUAUGAUUUCAAGGUACUAAAAAGAGUUUUGUGUAACUUGUCUUUUGUAUCUUUUUUCCUAGAGUAACACUUACAAACACUGGAUUUUCGAAAAAAAAACAAAUUUUCAUCUAAAAAUAAUUUAUUCAGUCAUUAACUUGUAUUGCCUCCACGGAGGUUUACAACGGCUAUCAUGCGAUUGGACAUGGAAUUAAUCAACGUCACUAUCACGACAUGUUGUGGAAUAUUCUCCCGUUAUUCCUCGAUGGCGGCUCUCAGAGGAGCAAGGAUUGUGGGGCAGGUUGGUACUCACCAACCUCCCAAACACGCCUCUUUAGUUCGUCCCAUAAAUGCUUUAUUAGGUUCAUGUCAGGGCUUCUUGCUGGCCAUUGCAUAACUGUGAUACUGAACGUCAUAAAGGUACUUAUUCGCUGAUCAUUUCUGCGGUAUGCGCUCUUGCAUUAUCGUGCGUUAAAAUGAAAUUUUAGCCUGCAAACCCAGAACAUGGUAUUACGUGAGUCUUUAAGCAUUGCUUGUAUCGGUCAGCAUUCAGUAGGGGUAGCCGCGGCUCUAUCACCACCUCCAGUCCAGUUUUGCCAUCGACAGAAAUUCCUCCCCAAAUUUCGCUUUCCUUGACGUCGGUAGAUCUUUCUUCUUCCAUCAUUGCCAUACAGCGUAACUUUAGUUCUAUCAGUGAAGAGAACCUGGCUCCAUCGAUGUUGAGUCCAAUUCAAAUGUUCACGUGCGUGCCAUUCGGCGAGCUUGCGUCAAUUUGGGCCAUGGGAUAGCUUGUGUGGGUAUACACCACCCUCGUUGAGUCGUCUUCUCACAGUACCAGCACUCACAGCUACUCCGUAAAAUUUUUGGAUCUGUAUUGAAGUAAGUUGACGAUUUCGUAAGCUAGUCAAAUACAAAUCUUUAUUGGUAACAUAAGCUACAUUUCAUUGGUAUUGGUAGUCGUCGGGAUAUAGCGAUCUUGUCUCUCUGUCGUUACUCGAGAUCGUGGUCUUCCUGGACGGCGAACGUAGCCGCCGGUCUCUAGAAAUCGAUGGUACACUCUUUAAACAACGAGCCAGCUGAUAUAGAGCUAUGCACUUACGUUUCGUUGACUACGCCCAGCCUGAAGAAGUGUCACAGCUUGCGCGCUCACUUCAGGUGCAAAAGUGGAUAAAACAAAUAAAAACGCUCUUAUUGCAAAAACAAAACAUUAAAAUAUCGUUGUCUGGAAGAGAUCGCUCUUAGCGAUAAGGCCGCCUUUGCCCGCCUUAGAAUAAGUUUAUCCUGUAAAUGUUUU
Pectinophora gossypiella (pink bollworm) is the source of this 3867-nucleotide messenger RNA. RefSeq lists its product as uncharacterized. Bases 31 to 579 code for a protein of 182 amino acids. The record is from RefSeq and is a predicted model, not a curated record. The transcript has 6 exons. NCBI's taxonomy places the organism in Eukaryota, Metazoa, Arthropoda, Insecta, Lepidoptera, Gelechiidae.